Betta splendens (Siamese fighting fish) is the source of this 1957-nucleotide messenger RNA. Its product is annotated as arrestin domain-containing protein 3. The record is from RefSeq and is a predicted model, not a curated record. Gene Ontology annotation, biological process: protein transport. Bases 62 to 1123 code for a protein of 353 amino acids. Gene Ontology annotation, cellular component: plasma membrane; cytoplasm. The transcript is spliced from 7 exons. NCBI's taxonomy places the organism in Eukaryota, Metazoa, Chordata, Actinopteri, Anabantiformes, Osphronemidae.
UUUCCGUCUUACUAUAUUCAGCGCUGUGCUCAUUUUAUCUUCACGAAGCAUUAAGUAUAACAUGAAGAUCCUAGAAGUCACCUACAACCCCAUUAAUGAGAGAAACACCUUCACCAACGGCGACUUGAUUUCAGGUCAGGUAACUGUGAAGGUGAGGAAGGAAACUCAAAUCAACUCACUGUACAUCAAGUUGUGCGCUAAAGCCAAGGUCCUGUGGAGAAGGAGGUUUGGGUACACUGUAGUGGUUUACCACGCCAAGGAGAAGUACUUCAACAGCAAACAUUACUUUAUUCAGGACAGGAACGUCAGAGUUGACAACCAGACACUACUGAGAAACCAGCACGGAGAAAUAUACAGCAGUGUUGUUGCACCAGGAUGCCACGUGUACCCCUUCACCUUCCAGAUCCCUUUUGGAAACUUUCCGUCUUCCUUUCGAGGCCCAUUUGGUAAAAUUAUUUACCAACUAGAAGCCAAGCUGAGCAGAUCCAUAAAGAUCACCAAGAAAGAUUCAGCUCAUAUCUACUUUGUGUCGAGACCAGACCCAAACUCUGUUUGCCUGAUGAUGGCUCCACAACAUGAAACUAAGACCCAGGAAAUGAAGGUUUUCAGCUCAGGAUCAGUAUCAAUGGACGUGAGUAUUGAAAAAACUAGCUUCAUUCAAGGAGAAGGAAUGAAGGUUGUGGCCAUUGUUCAGAACAACUCGUCUCAUGAGAUCAAGCUCAAAUACCGUGUCUAUAUGAAGCAAAGCUUCUUUGCAAAGAGGAGGAGAAAACGUUUUACCAAAGACCUUUUGAAGGAGGUGGGAGAGCCCAUCCCUCCAUCCUCCAAAGAAACAGCCACGAGAGUCAUCACCAUCCCCAGAGACAUGGAGCCCUCCAUCCUCAACUGCAACAUUAUCAAAGUGGAGUACAGACUCAGGGUUUACCUCGAUGUCAAAUAUGCCUCAGACCCAGAGAUCAAGUUCCCCAUAAUCAUCCUUCCAGGCUGUCAGACUCCUUGGUUCCAGUACCACCAGCGCCAGCUGUCAGGGAUGUCGGCACCGCAAACACUUGAUGCCCAACCUCCUCAUGGAGCACAUACCAUGUAUUCGUCAGUGACAGACUCUAACAAAACUUUGUUCUAAUAAUUUAAUUAAUGAAUUCAAGAUUAACUUGAUGAAGGGACGAGGGCUUCUUUACAGUUCAAUCAGUGGACCUGUACCAUCCACCCUUUACAUGCUAGACUCGAUGUAAUUGAAAUAUUUAGGUUUAAUUACAAAAUAAAUUAUUAUUAUAAAGACAGUUUAAGUGAUCUUGAAUAAAAAGACAACUAGUUCUUCAACAGACUGGAUACAUGUUCCACUCUGGUUUAACAAAAUUCCCAUGUAGAGCUACGAUAUAAACAAGACAGAGCUGCCGUGUAGGCUGAGAAGGUCUUUGUUGUUUGUACCUGGAGAGUUUGUGCAGUAUAUUUCUUUGAGGAACAUGGCAAUAAAAUGCUUAUCAGUUAAAUAUGAUGACAUGCAAUAUGUUUGUCUGUUUGUCUUCUAAUCAACCUGCACAGCCAUCAGCGGUCAGACACACUUCAUCAAUGGUUUUAGAUAACUUCUCACCCCUUACUACCACUUUUGCUUCUAUUUUACUACCAGAUUUUCUGUGUAGCUUGGGAUGGUGCAUCUGACCCUAUUGUUUCUAGCUGUGGUGUGCCUCAGGGCUCAGUUUUAGGACCUCUUUUAUUCUCAUGACUCAUGGAUAACUUCCUAGACUUGAAUAACAAGCAAAGUGAGCUCAUUUUGUUUGAAACAGGCCACUGCCCAGAAUGCGGCAGCCCACUUCCUGACUUUUUUAAGAAUGCAGUCACAUCGUCCCUGUUCUUAGAUCCCUCCAUUGGCUGCCUGUUGAUUUCCACAUCAGAUUUAAAAUUUUAACGUUUGCUUUUAAGACAGCCCACUGCACUGCACCUGCAUGUUUGAGUGAUU